UUCGCUUAUCUUCCUCCUCUUUUUCAUCUUUCUACUUCUGUAACUCAUGCCUUUUUUUUUUGUAAAAAUGUUGAAUGAUUUGAAUCAAAUCAAAAUCUUCAAUAAUCUAACGAAUAAGUCGCAUCAUAGGUAUUCUUAUAAACUCAUAUUUCCUUCAUCCCUGUUCAUAUCAUAAAACCACCAACUUGAAAUAAAACAUUUAUCAAUAUUGUUUGUGGUUUGAGGGUAUGGAUUAUCAAAUAUCUGCUAGCAAAAUGAAACCAAUUUCUUCUUUGAUGGUUGAUUUCAUGGAAAGAAGGAAAUGUUUGAUCUGUGAAUUUUGUGGAUAUCGACUCAAUCAAAGGAUUAAAUCAUCAAAAGGGAGACCCGUAUUGUUCCUUUUAAGUGAAACUGAAUUAGAUUUUGUUAGUAUUCAAUGUUUUAAAUUGAUUUUUUUAAUUUGAAUUAUUAUUUUUUUCCAACGAAAAUGAUACUGAAAUCGAUCGAUUAUGAUCGAAUGGAUUUGGAUUUUGAUGUACUUUGAACAUGAAAUUUGUUCGUUUCAUUGGACUUGAUUGAAAUUGGGUAACAAUUUAUUUGAUUAUUACAAAAAGAAUCUUAAUUUUAUGAAAUUAGAAGAAAAAAAAACUGAUUUUAUUUUUUUUGUACAUUUAUUAUGACUGACAAAGACUACAUAUUGCCAUCACAUAGAAGGCCUCCUUAACAGUCGGGCAACCAGAUCAAUUCGAUUUUUGUUUACUGUUGUUUGAUGAUGUUUUUUUAGUUUUAUGAUGAAUGAUAAAAAAUCAAACUGAUACUAGAUCCUAGGCUUAUGAUUUAUUCAAUUAUAUGUUCCAGUAAGAUUCUGGAGCUUAAUUGAUGGAGUAUUUUAUCUAGGUUUAGUGUUACUUGAUGUUUUUGGCUUCGAUUGAAUGUGUACUUUCCUGUACACCGUUUACUUUUAGAUUAUAUGAAAUUGUUGUUUGAAGCUUCAGAUGUUUAUGAUCAUUUUUUUUGUAAUAUGUAGGGGUAUCAAACAGGUCUGAGAAGUUUAUUAAUGUUGUUUUGAAACAUGGUGAGCAUUCUGCUGUUUUUCGUGUUUAUACUAAAACAACCGUAGAAGAAUUGAAGCAUUUUGCAUGCAAGCGCUGGAGGUCUUUGUCUCCUGGGAGUAUAUGUUUCAUCUAUAUGGAUAAUGCUCAAGUAGUUUUUAUGCAAGGUGAUAUACAACUGCAAAGCUUAAUUGGUUUCAUGAUUCUUAUUGAUAAUGAAGAUGUCUAUUUGAAUGUGGAUAUGAUUCGGAAUCAUACUUCUCGUUCUAAGUAUGGUUGUAGCAGUAGUUCUGGUUCUAAGUUUGGUUGUAGCAGUAGUUCUGGUUCUUGUUCUAAGUAUUCUUGUGUAACUGAAAGUCCUAAGAUGGUAAGGGUGUUAGAUCAUGAUGCAGACAAGGGGUAGAGAAUUUAUGGGUGGUGUUAAAGCUGUUAGGAUUGCUCUCGAUAAGUACAAGAUGGCUACUGGUCACAAGAUUGUUAUUCUUAAAAAUGACACGACUCAUUUUACUGCAAAAUGCGAAGAAGAUGGUUGUGGUUGGAGGAUUCACUUUGGGCCUGUGAAUGGUGAUACUUCUCGGUUCGUGCUGAAAGAUUGUAAUGCUCACAGUUGUGGUGUUGGUUUGAGGUUAAAGAGUCCUGCGGUGACAACCAAGUUAGUCAAGCAUUUGAUCGCUGACAAUAUACAGGGGGAUCCUAGCUUAAAACUCAGACAGAUCAUGUCACUUUUUAAGAAAAAUUAUGGGUCCAAUAUUAAGUAUCACCAUGCCCGUAGAGCGAAAGAAGCUGUAUUUGAAGAACAUUAUAGCGAUGACGAGAAGUCUUAUAGCGAUUAAACUUGGUAUGUCAGAGCAAUUGAAGAAACUAAUCCCGAUAUCUAUGUGAAGUUUUAAGUUGAGGAUGAAACCAGUAUAUUUCAGAGGAUAUUCAUUUGUUUCGGUGCUUGCAAGCAUAGCUAUAGGUAUCUCAGGCCCAUGAUUUACUUGGACACUACUUUCCUUACUGGUAGAUACAGGGGUACUUUGAUGGCUGCGACAUGUAUCAAUGGAAACAAUGGUUUUUACCCAUUUGAUUUUGCUAUUGUUUCUACUGAAAACAAAGAUGAUUGGUUUUGGCUUCUGGAGAAUCUUCAACAAGUUGUCGAUGGUCGUCAGAUUGUUUUCCUUAGUGAUCGUGUAGAAGGACUUUUGCAGGGCAUUCCAAAAUAUUUUCCUAAUUCACAUCACAACUAUUGCGUUUACCACAUCAAAUGCAAUCUCCCCAUUGGAUCAGGUGAUGCGAAUUCGAAGCCCGUUAUUGAUUUUUUUUACAAAGCUGCCUACUCUUACACACCGGCGAACUUUGAAGAAGCUUUGCGGGGAAUGAAUGCAAUUAGAUGUGGACAUGUUGCUAACUAUAUCAGGACUAUUCCAAAAGAGAAAUGGGCAGAUGCAUUUUUCCCUGUAUGCAGAUAUGGUGCUCACUCUUCAACUCUUGCCGAGUCCUUCAACAACUGGGUUCUUCCUUUCAAAAAGUUUCUUGCUUUUGCUCUUCUCGAUGCGAUACAGUGAGUUUUAUGUUUGGUGGUUUAUUUAUGUAAGUCUGUCUAAAUUGUUGCAUACAUGGAAUUGCUUGAUCUGUAAAUACUUGUACACAUGUUUUAUCUGUGAUUAUG
Papaver somniferum (opium poppy) is the source of this 2682-nucleotide messenger RNA. RefSeq lists its product as uncharacterized. The coding region runs from base 1415 to 1864 and encodes 149 amino acids. The record is from RefSeq and is a predicted model, not a curated record. Lineage: Eukaryota; Viridiplantae; Streptophyta; Magnoliopsida; Ranunculales; Papaveraceae. The transcript has 3 exons.